CUUAACACUAGUAAGCCAACAACGUGUCACAUCUGUGUUAUCUGUCAAGCCAGAUCAUCUUAUAUUUGCCCCCGUUGUGGAAUAAACUAUUGCUCUUUAGUUUGUUACAAAGCGCCAAAACACAAUCAAUGCUCAGAAUCCUUCUACCGUGACUGUUGUAUGAGUGCGAUGCGCAAUCGCUAUGUGGAUGCGGAAAGCAAAUCUCGUAUGAUGGAUAUUCUCCGGAGGGAAGCACUUAUCCAGUCUCAUGAUGCCAGUACACAGCCUGUUGAUAGCGACGAUAGCCUAACGAUUAACUUUCAACACUCAACUUCAGGGAAUACCACUGCC
This is a messenger RNA of Echinostoma caproni, 330 nucleotides long. NCBI's taxonomy places the organism in Eukaryota, Metazoa, Platyhelminthes, Trematoda, Plagiorchiida, Echinostomatidae. The record is from the annotation of a GenBank genome assembly.